UCGGAAUGAAGAGGUAGAAAUCGCUCGCUAUGAAGCAUUACUGUAUGGCGAGGCAGUACUGUAUCUUCUUCGCAAGUUUACUCAAGCAGUUCGCGCGAAGGCAAGAGCUUGAAAAUAUGUGCAGUCGGACCGUGGUCAAUCGGAAAGAGAUCGUGUCGUUUUAAUAAGAAGCAUUCGGCGUUUGAUGGUUGUGAUGUGUAUCGAAUGACAGGGAGCGCACGUGUUGCGAUUCACAGCUGUUAUUCCGGGAGAGUAAACAGAGAGAGUUCUGGUCCUCGGAUCGCCCGAGACUCGAAAAUGUCUGUGACCGAGGAACGAAUUCAAGAACUAAAUAAACGGUUCUUGGACUUCAUGAGCAAAAACGAAAAUGUGGAGUCGGCUACGAAAGAGAUCUAUGACGACCUCCUCGAUGAAGUUCUGAUGGGUUUUGUUUUCGAUGUGCAUCGCACCACGAAAACUGGUAGUUCGGACGUCGAAGAAGGCAUACCCGACGACGAGUCUUAUGCCAUCGUAGAUUCGCCCGGGUUGGACGUGUUCGGGCAGCACCCCGUGAAAAAGUCCCAAGAAUGCAAUUGCCCGAAUUGCGACCGAGGAGUCGCAGCUUGUCGUUUCGCAACACAUUUGGAAAAAUGCAUGGGCAUGGGACGGAACAGCUCGAGAAUCGCGUCGAGACGCAUAGCCAACAACUCGAAGGAUCUCAGUAAUUUCAGCGGCGUGAUAAGCGACGACGACGACGACGUUGACUGGAGCCUGACCAAUGACAAACGCAAACGCAGGAAAGACCGGAACGGUAUUAAGCGAGCGAAGCAACAGAAGAACAAUCAGAGAAAUGGGGACAACAUGAACGAACAUGUUCACAGUAGCAAUGAAAACUCCCCGUCUAAUUACGAGAACAUGUCAUUGGAAGACAAAAGGAUUCUGUUGACUCAGAUUUGUGGAGUGAUAUCGGAACAUACCAAAAAGUUGUGCACCAGAUCGAUGCGUUGCCCGCAACACACAGAGGACCAGAGGAAAGAGAUGAGGGCGAACUUAGAAACCAAUGCUCAAACGGGUCAGGAUAAUCUUCACGUAGACGUAGAUACUUACGAGGAAAACGAUGGACAAAAUCUAAGAGAGGCAUUGGCACGUUGGGAUCGAGAAGGCUCUAGUCAUUCGAGUCCUGCUGAUUCUACGUCUACUACGUCUACGUCUUCGAUUAGUAGAAAACGUGAAACAAAGACGAAGGGCAAAGGCAAGGGAUCGAAACGUGACCGUGGAUCACCCAUUUCACAAGGCGACUAAAAUAAAUAGCGUAUUUAUUUAUUUUUUAACCAUAUAAGCUGACUAACAAAGACGGUUUAUCUAAUAAUAAUGUUCCUAUGCUUGUACAAAGCUUCCAAAAUACAUUGUUCAACCCAAAAUGUAUCUAAAACGGUAACACACCUUUUUUGUGUUUCAUUUUUCAUUGUUAUAUAAUAAACGGAAUAAACCGUACAUAUUUUGCAAUUGUGAUUGAGGAGUAUGUAUAGAGACAAAUACAAAGAAAUCAAGAAAAU
Messenger RNA from Megalopta genalis, 1535 nucleotides. It is a transcript of the gene Sgf11, whose product is annotated as SAGA associated factor 11kDa. Lineage: Eukaryota; Metazoa; Arthropoda; Insecta; Hymenoptera; Halictidae. Gene Ontology annotation, biological process: regulation of transcription by RNA polymerase II; positive regulation of DNA-templated transcription. The record is from RefSeq and is a predicted model, not a curated record. Gene Ontology annotation, cellular component: SAGA complex; DUBm complex. Gene Ontology annotation, molecular function: transcription coactivator activity.